AAUAUUUUGUAUCUGUGGAAGAUAUUCUAACAGCUUCUCUCAAGUUUGUUUCUUUUCUUUUGUAACAAUUGCUUUAAUUUUCUAAUAAUUUGAUUUACCUCUCUGUAAUUAACUCCUAACAACUAGGAAUAUUAUUGCGGAAAAAUGUCUUCACCGGUUGAAGAAAGCGUUCGACGCAACAGUGAGAGUGAAAAUGGUGAGGCGGAGACACCUGAACACGACCCACAUUUUGAGCCUAUAGUUUCUCUGCCGCUGGUUGAUAUCCAUACAAAUGAAGAAGAUGAAGAAGAACUGGCGAAAAUACGCGCCCGGCUUUAUAGAUAUGAUACUGCGGACCAUGAAUGGAAGGAGCGUGGAACUGGUGAUAUUAAACUGUUGCGUCAUACUGGAAACAAUACAGUGAGAGUUGUUAUGCGUCGUGACAAGACGUUAAAAGUAUGUGCCAACCACUUUAUAACACCAGACAUCAGGAUGAAUGUACAUUGUGGCUCUGAUAAGGCAUUCAACUGGUCUGUAUUUGCUGAUUUUGCAGAUGAAACAAUGAAACAGGAAUUAUUGGCUAUUAAAUUUGGAAAUCCACAAAAUGCUGAACUGUGGAAGACCAAGUUUGCGGAGGCACAAGAGAUUGUCAGGACCAAGUGCAGUAUCUACACCCAAGACCUAUCAUCUGACUCUGACGAAGAGAGCAGUAUCACACAAAGUGAAGACACUGACACUCCAGAGCCAAAGAGUGUAGACAAAACACUGGACGAUGACUCCAAGAAAGAGCUUACUGACGACAAAGGCUCAGAUGGCAUUGUAAUAAAAUUAAAAGAACUUAAUGUGCAAAGUGAAAAAUCUGAGUAAUAAUUUUAACUUGUUGUUUUUAAUGAAUUAAUAAAAUCUAAUAAAUUCCA
Pararge aegeria (speckled wood butterfly) is the source of this 896-nucleotide messenger RNA. Its product is annotated as ran-specific GTPase-activating protein-like. The record is from RefSeq and is a predicted model, not a curated record. Gene Ontology annotation, cellular component: cytoplasm; nuclear pore. Gene Ontology annotation, biological process: nucleocytoplasmic transport. NCBI's taxonomy places the organism in Eukaryota, Metazoa, Arthropoda, Insecta, Lepidoptera, Nymphalidae. Bases 145 to 846 code for a protein of 233 amino acids. The transcript has 4 exons. Gene Ontology annotation, molecular function: GTPase activator activity.